Schizosaccharomyces japonicus yFS275 is the source of this 968-nucleotide messenger RNA. RefSeq names its product 14-3-3 family protein Rad25. Gene Ontology annotation, biological process: subtelomeric heterochromatin formation; mitotic G2 DNA damage checkpoint signaling; pericentric heterochromatin formation. Gene Ontology annotation, cellular component: chromosome, telomeric region. NCBI's taxonomy places the organism in Eukaryota, Fungi, Ascomycota, Schizosaccharomycetes, Schizosaccharomycetales, Schizosaccharomycetaceae. The record is from RefSeq and is a predicted model, not a curated record. Bases 122 to 901 code for a protein of 259 amino acids. Gene Ontology annotation, molecular function: protein sequestering activity. The transcript is spliced from 2 exons.
AGCAAGUUUUCCCUUCUCCCCUUCACACAACCAACCUCACCUCCACCACAACCGACAACUCGUUGUUUGUCACCAAAAAUCUGUCUCCCUACGUCGCUGUUGAACCAGUUUUCUAGCAAGUAUGACCGCUUCCCGCGAAAACUCGGUAUACCUUGCCAAGCUCGCCGAGCAGGCUGAGCGUUAUGAAGAAAUGGUUGAGAAUAUGAAACAUGUCGCCUCUCUUGAUGAAAAGCUCUCUGUUGAGGAGCGCAACCUUCUUUCUGUUGCUUACAAGAACGUGAUUGGUGCCCGUAGAGCAUCCUGGCGCAUUAUUUCUUCGAUAGAACAAAAGGAGGAAAGCAAGGGAAACACCAAACAGGUCGAGCUGAUCAAAGAGUACCGCAAGAAGAUUGAGGACGAGCUGACCACUGUGUGCAACGAUAUCCUCACUGUCCUCGAAAAGCACUUGAUUCCCACCGCAGCCACCGGUGAGUCCAAGGUGUUUUACUACAAGAUGAAGGGUGACUACUAUCGUUAUCUUGCCGAGUUCGCUGUCGACGAUGCCCGCAAGGAGGCUGCUGAUAAGUCUCUUGAGGCCUACAAGGCUGCCUCUGACAUUGCUGUCGCCGGUCUCCCUCCCACCGAUCCUAUGCGUUUGGGACUUGCUCUCAACUUCUCCGUGUUCUAUUAUGAGAUCCUUAAUGCUCCCGACCGCGCUUGCCAUUUGGCCAAGCAAGCCUUCGACGAGGCUAUUUCGGAGCUCGACAGUCUGUCAGAAGAAUCAUACAAGGAUUCGACACUGAUUAUGCAACUUCUCCGAGACAACCUCACCUUAUGGACGUCUGAUGCUGAGUACAAUGCCGGUAAAGAAGAAGCCGCUCCUGCUCCUGCUGAGGCCGAACAGCCCACUGAUGCCGCUUAAUGUUCCAUGAGAAGUAAUUCAAGCCAACUUUUUUUCUACAAAUGAACAAGUUUUAAUGUUGCUUUCG